Messenger RNA from Pyrus x bretschneideri (Chinese white pear), 2512 nucleotides. RefSeq names its product oligopeptide transporter 7. Gene Ontology annotation, molecular function: oligopeptide transmembrane transporter activity. Bases 162 to 2411 code for a protein of 749 amino acids. Gene Ontology annotation, biological process: transmembrane transport. The transcript is spliced from 7 exons. The record is from RefSeq and is a predicted model, not a curated record. Lineage: Eukaryota; Viridiplantae; Streptophyta; Magnoliopsida; Rosales; Rosaceae.
ACUAUCCUGCCUACCCUCUCUCCCUCUUAAUAUUCUCAGUCCUCUAGAUAAUUCAAUUCCUCGCUACAAAACAAUCAUACACGGAAAAAUAUAUAUCCAAAAUCCAUUUAAUUAUACUUAGGAAUAAAAAACACAGAAUAACAGAAAGCAGCAGAGAAUCCAUGGAAGAAGCAUCGUCUCAUGAAAUCACAUCCCCUCUCAUUCCUGAGGAAGAUAAAAAACAUGGCGACUUCCAUGGCCAAUCAUCAUCUUUCCAAUCAACAGAUGAAGAAAAUUCACCAGUCGAACAAGUAGCUCUAACUGUGCCGACCACAGACGAUCCAUCCCUCCCAGUCUUAACGUUCCGAAUGUGGGUCCUAGGCACUCUCUCCUGCGUCCUCCUCUCCUUUCUCAACCAGUUCUUCUGGUACAGAACUGAGCCCCUCACCAUCACCGCAAUCUCCGCCCAGAUCGCAGUGGUGCCUCUGGGGCAGCUCAUGGCUUCCAAAAUCACCAACCGUGUCUUCUUCAAAGGGUCCCGCUGGGAAUUUACCCUCAACCCUGGCCCUUUCAACGUUAAGGAGCAUGUUCUAAUUACCAUCUUCGCCAACUCCGGCGCCGGCACCGUCUAUGCCAUCCAUAUUGUUACCGCGGUUAAAGUUUUUUACAAGAAGCACAUCACCUUCUUCGUGUCCUUGCUUGUCAUCUUAACAACUCAGGUAUUAGGGUUUGGUUGGGCUGGGAUUUUCAGAAGGUACUUGGUUGAGCCAGCUGCUAUGUGGUGGCCAGCAAACCUGGUUCAAGUUUCACUGUUCCGGGCUCUCCAUGAGAAAGAAGUAAGGCACAAGGGUGGGUUGACACGUACACAGUUCUUCCUAAUAGCAUUCAUGUGCAGCUUUGCCUACUAUGUUUUCCCAGGCUACCUCUUUCAGAUGCUAACCUCCCUCUCAUGGAUAUGUUGGAUUUUCCCCACCAAUGUCUUGGCCCAACAGCUCGGCUCAGGUCUUCAUGGGCUUGGAAUUGGAGCUGUUGGGGUUGACUGGUCAACCAUCUCCGCCUAUCUUGGAAGCCCACUAGCAAGCCCAUGGUUUGCCACAGCCAACGUGGCUGCUGGUUUCUUCUUUGUCAUGUACAUAUUGACUCCCCUUUCUUACUGGUUCAAUAUCUACAAAGCCAAAACCUUCCCUAUUUUCUCGAACUCAAUGUUCACAUCGGAUGGUCAAGAAUACAACAUAACAGCCAUCAUCGACUCCAAUUUCCACCUUGAUUAUGAUGCCUACGAACAGGAAGGUCAUCUUUACAUUAGCAUAAUUUUCACCAUAACUUACGGUGUUAGCUUUGCUGCACUUACCGCCACAAUUGUACAUGUUGCUCUAUUUCAUGGAAGGGAAAUAUGGGAGCAAAGCAAAGCAAGUUUCAAGGAGAAGAAAAUGGACAUACACACAAGGUUGAUGCAGAGGUACAACCAAGUGCCUGAGUGGUGGUUUGUAGUCAUACUUUUGGCCAACAUUGCACUCACUAUAUUUACCUGCCAAUAUUACAAUGACCAACUUCAGUUGCCUUGGUGGGGGGUUUUACUAGCUUGUGGUAUUGCCAUUUUCUUCACCCUCCCAAUUGGGAUUAUCACUGCCAUUACAAAUCAGGGACCAGGUUUGAACGUCAUUACUGAAUACAUAAUUGGGUACAUCUACCCAGGAUACCCAGUUGCUAAUAUGUGCUUCAAGGUUUAUGGCUACAUAAGUAUGUCACAAGCCGUCACAUUUUUGCAAGACUUCAAGCUUGGCCAUUACAUGAAAAUUCCUCCAAGAACUAUGUUCAUGGCUCAGGUUGUGGGAACCCUAAUAGCAGCCAUAGUCUACUUAAGCACAGCUUGGUGGCUAAUGGAAACCAUCCCAGACAUAUGUGAGGACACGACAUCAGUGUGGACUUGCCCGGGCGACACAGUGUUUUAUGAUGCCUCAGUCAUAUGGGGAUUGAUUGGUCCUAGAAGAAUAUUUGGUGACUUAGGCAGGUAUGAGGCAGUCAACUGGUUCUUCCUAGUUGGUGCAAUUGCCCCCAUUUUUGUAUGGCUAGCUGUUAAGGCCUUCCCACGACAAGAGUGGAUUGGGCUCAUCAACAUGCCGGUCCUCAUGGGAGCGACAAGCUCAAUGCCACCAGCUACGGCGGUGAACUACACUUCUUGGAUCAUUUUAGGGUUUUUGUCUGGUUUUGUAGUGUAUAGGUAUAGGCCAAAUUGGUGGAAGCGGCACAAUUAUGUUCUAUCUGGGGCACUUGACGCAGGACUUGCCUUCAUGGGGGUACUUUUGUAUUUUAGUUUGGGGUUGGAGGACAUUAGUCUUAGCUGGUGGGGGAAUGACCUUGAUGGUUGUCCCCUGGCUACUUGCCCUACGGCCAAGGGAGUGGUUGUGGAGGGUUGCCCUAUUUACACAUAAAAGAAAUUGUAAAUUGUAUAUAUAAGUCAUUUUUGUUUCUUUCUUAAAUAAUUGCAUCAGUUGGAUAGAAAAUGAUCAAUAAUUUUAAUCGAUUGUUUAUA